Molecule: messenger RNA, 1160 nt
Organism: Schizosaccharomyces japonicus yFS275
Lineage: Eukaryota; Fungi; Ascomycota; Schizosaccharomycetes; Schizosaccharomycetales; Schizosaccharomycetaceae
Exons: 1
Coding region: 271-1098 (275 amino acids)
Source: RefSeq, a predicted model, not a curated record
UUACGCCUUUCUCCAAUUGAACAUUCGCUACAUUUCAUUUACUGUUUCACUGGCGUUUAAACGUUAGCGAUCAUUAGGCUAAUGUCAAUGCCACACUACAAAGUCUACAACUACGUUUCCAAGCAUGAUGCUUUAAAUUAGGGGAAGCGGUGCAAAUACGACACAUCAACAAGACUCCUGAAAUGGCUUAGAUAAUCAUGUCAUUCAAUGCAAUAUUGCUCUCAAAUGACAGUAUAGAAAGGUAGGAACCCAAAGGAAAUUCAGUGCAUUAUGAAGUUAUCAAGUAUUCCUUUGUUGUUAGCUUCCAUUUUUACUUGCAAAGCCGUUAGUGCAUACUCCAGCGAUUACGAUUCUCUUCUAAAUGACAUUGUCAAGAGCGAUUAUGAUUCACCGUCUGGCGGCGAAGGACAGGUAACGCUGUCUAGCCUGUCAGGCUUGUCUACUUUGUCGAACCUGGCAAAGCGCGAUGUUGAACCGUACUUCAAGGAGCUCGAUAUGUUUUCUUUCGACAACUUCGAGAAACUUACAAAAAUUAAAAAUAUGCUCGCAGACGCGCAAUCCAAUGAGAUGUUGGGUGAUGCGCUUUAUCUUUACAACUUUAUGGAUCGGAAUGGCCACUCAAAAAGCAUCACGUUGAAUGACUCAUCCGAGUUUGUUACUGAAACGUGUAAAUUUCUUUCCUCAUACGGUUUAAACAAUACCGAAAUUCUUGCUUCUACGGCAUCGAGUUCAUUUCUGGUUGACUUUUAUAAGAAUUUUGAGGUUUCUGUUUGUAAUGCUAACCACAAGACGACGAAGCGUGAAUAUGUGGAAUGCAGUGCUAAUCAUGCCACUAACACAGAAAGUUGUAAGAAUCUCAAUGAGAGUCUCAAGAGUCGUUCGGAGUUCCUCCCUGGGAUCAGAAGUUGGUGCAGUGGUGCUUGCUGUAUUUCGUGGAGCAGAGAUACUUACUUUACUACAGCUUGGGCACGUGAUAAGCUCCAAUCGUGUAUCACAUUUUGCAUCGCGCCUUCUGGAAGCUGUGAAUGGAAGGAUACCGGCUAUUUUUUGCAAAAAUUUAAUUUCUGUGUUAGCAACAGAAGCAGUGGUUGCCGCUGAUUAAAAUCAAUUACAAAUCAGUAUCACCUUAAUGUUUAUUUAUAGUUUUUUAAAGACAUAAC